AUGUGCUCUACUAUCAGCGCCGCAGUUUCGGCGAAAAUCGAACACGGUUACGAUGAGCAAUGCUGCGCAAAGAAACAUCUCCGUCGAACUGCCUACUAUCACCACAUUCCAUCUGGACAAACGUUGGCUGAUGCCAGUCAUGCAAGCAUGCGACGAAACAUGGAUGGUCACUGGAGACAUCCUCACCGCCUGGUUAGCCGGUUAGCCGCCGCCAACAAAGCUGACGAGAUAGAUAUCCAGAUCCAGGCAGGUGAACAGGCUCCUGGUGUCUGUACCUGCAAUGCCAACGCCACCUGUGCUGUUACUCCUCAUCCGUGUUCGGCUUGCGGAAGGACUCUGGUUUGCAUGGCAUUGGUGGUCAGCGGUCUCGGCCUAAUAUCGUGCAAGGCUUGCAAGCGCAAGGACGACAAGAGAUCAGGCGGCAGUGUUCCGGAAACCAGAGUGCGUCGUGGUGUUACCAGUCGACUCAAGAAGGAGUGCGAGAUGGCUGGCUGCAAAGCUGGCAGUGCUGAGUACGAACUUGCUAUCAAAGCCGUUCGAGUCGACAUCGCCCGCAUCUUUGCCGAAGCCGAUCACCACGAUCAGAUUACCUAUACCAACCAGUACACCUUGCAAGACAAGCAAGUCGACCUUUUGGCUGGUGAAAAGAAACCUCUGGACUGCAGCGGUGAUGCGGUCUGGCCGUUCUUAUGAUUCGUUGAUCGAUCUCUAAUUCAUCCUAGUGGCAACAUCGCCGUCACAUCCAUGGUCCUUAACUUCGCCAAUCACAUCCAUAUUCCUUGCCUUCUUAAGAUGUUGAGCUGAUAUUUGCUCAACGUCAUCGACCUCUUCAAGGAGAAUGAAGAUCGUGUUGCGCUCGCAGAUAGUCAAUAGACUAUGCUUCAGAUCUGCGCCUGUCUACGAAAGAUCCGAAUCAAGAGCGAGUGGAAGUGAUUCAAGCAUAUCUACAAGAUGGACGAAGAAGAAAUGGGCGCCUUCAUGGAAGAAUGGUUGACUGCCAGGCUCGGACUGAGCAAGCCGGGCCCAUGGCAUAACAGCGGCGACAGAUACGCUGAGUGCACCACUGUCCCUGCAGAUGUCUCCUGGUUGUCUAAGAAUCUUCACCGCAUCCGCAGCGUCGUCAAUGAGAUCCUCGCC
Messenger RNA from Aureobasidium pullulans EXF-150, 1137 nucleotides. RefSeq lists its product as uncharacterized. NCBI's taxonomy places the organism in Eukaryota, Fungi, Ascomycota, Dothideomycetes, Dothideales, Saccotheciaceae. Bases 1 to 693 code for a protein of 230 amino acids. The transcript has a single exon. The record is from RefSeq and is a predicted model, not a curated record.